UAUACAAUAUCUAUACAUACAUACAUACAUACAUACAUACAUACAUACAUACUAUUAUCUAAUGGUACAACUUAAUAACUUAUUCACUCUAUGGUCAAUUGUCAGUUACUCAGUUGGUCUACAGUCUAUAUUCUAUAAUUUAUGUGAUAUUCUUGAAAAUUAAAAAAAAUAUAAAAUUUAUCAGUAAUCUGUUCUCACUAUUCACUAUUGUAUACACACCAUUUAGCAAUUUGUUUUAUUUAGUUUUUUAUUUCUUUAGUCUGUAAAUAUUUUUUUUUAAUAGUCACUGCCACAGUCAUUGCUGUUUGGUUAGUGGUAAACUUAGGUGUUGCUGAUUGAACUUGUACUUCUAAACAUUUCUAAAACAGCUAUUUUCAAAUUGAAGACAUGGAAUUAAAUCAAGAGCAGAGUAAUACCAUAUCACCUAAUGUAACUUCCAAAAUUUCCGAUUUUAUAACUGCUGAACAAGUCACUUCUUUAGAACCUCCAAUUAGUUCUAAUGAUAUUCAGUUAGAUAGGGAACAAAGUAAUGAAGAUUUUCCUUCUCAACCAGUGAAUGAAGGUGAACCAAAAGAACAAACUUAUCAAGAUAUAUUAGGUUCUGGGGAUUUAUUGAAAAAAAUCAUUAAACAGGGAGCUCCAGAUGAACGACCAAUGAAAGGUGAACAAAUUGUGAUAAAUUUAGUUGGUCGUCUAGAAGAAAAUGAUGAUAUUUUCGAAAAAGAAGAAAAUUUUGAAAUCACUCUGGGUGAUUGUGAGGUAAUUCAAGGUGUUGAUUUAGCUUUAAGUUUAAUGAAUGUAGGUGAAAUAGCCGAGUUGAAAAUAGCGUCACGAUUUGGUUAUGGUGAAAAGGGAUUGAGUCCAAAGGUUCUGGGUGGAGCUAGAUUAGUAUAUACUGUAGAACUAGUGACUGUAAAACCAGAAAUACUUCCAGAUGACCUUACUCCAAGUGAAAGACUUAAUAUUGGGCUGAAAAAAAAAGAUAAAGGAAAUUGGUGGUAUGCACGUAAUGAAAACACUAUGGCUUUACAUGUGUAUCGCAAAGCUCUUCAAUAUUUUGGCGGACCAGGAGAUAUAAUUGGAUCAGAUUCAGAUCAAAAAGAUAUUCUUAGUGAACGUGUCAAGACAUUAAACAACAUGGCWGCUGUACACAUGUCUAUGAAUAGUUUAGAUUUAGCUUUAAGUACAUUGGACAGUGUACUCACUGUUGAACCUAAUAAUGAAAAAGCAAUUAUGCGCAAGGGUAAAGUACUAGCUUUAAAAGGACAAAAUAUGGCAGCUGCUCGUGAGCUUGAAAAAGCAUUACAAAUAAAUCCAAAUAAUAAAACAGUUCAAAGUAUUCUCAGCAAUGUUAAAGCUGCAUUAGUCAAAGAAAGAGUGCAAGAAAGAGAAUUGUAUAAAAAAAUGUUGGGACAAAAAGAUGAUAAUAUUGAAAAGUCAACAAAAGAUGACAAAGAUACGAGUACAAAGUUUAUAAUCAGUGKGCUUGUGGCCGGAUUAGCAGUAAUUUGUGGAUACUGUUAUCUUAACAACAACUUUCCUUUCAGCAAAUUGAAUUCAUUAUAGUUUUUAAAAUAUAUUUAUUAUUUCUUACAUUCGACAAUAUAAACAUUCUAUACUAUUCAUCAUGAUUCUAUUUGACUACAAAUAUCUUCAAAUUUUAUUUAAAAAAUGUGUUUCAAGAAAAAAAUUAGUUGCCAGC
Diuraphis noxia (Russian wheat aphid) is the source of this 1702-nucleotide messenger RNA. RefSeq names its product peptidyl-prolyl cis-trans isomerase zonda (gene zda). Gene Ontology annotation, cellular component: membrane; endomembrane system; cytosol. Gene Ontology annotation, biological process: protein folding; negative regulation of apoptotic process. The record is from RefSeq and is a predicted model, not a curated record. Lineage: Eukaryota; Metazoa; Arthropoda; Insecta; Hemiptera; Aphididae. Gene Ontology annotation, molecular function: protein binding; protein folding chaperone; peptidyl-prolyl cis-trans isomerase activity.